Molecule: messenger RNA, 231 nt
Organism: Grammomys surdaster
Lineage: Eukaryota; Metazoa; Chordata; Mammalia; Rodentia; Muridae
Product: thymosin beta-10
Exons: 1
Coding region: 43-177 (44 amino acids)
Biological process (GO): actin filament organization; regulation of cell migration
Cellular component (GO): cytoplasm
Molecular function (GO): actin monomer binding
Source: RefSeq, a predicted model, not a curated record
UGGAGCGCGAGCUCGGAACGAGAAUCCACGAGUUGUAAGAAAAUGGCAGACAAGCCGGAUAUGGGGGAAAUCGCCAGCUUCGAUAAGGCCAAGCUGAAGAAAACCGAGACGCAGGAGAAGAACACCCUGCCGACCAAAGAGACCAUUGAACAGGAAAAGAGGAGUGAAAUCUCCUAAAAGCCUAGGAAGAUUUCCCCAUCCCACCUCACCCCGUCAUCUCCAAGACCCCCU